CAUAACAGUAUAACUGAGGUGUGAGUUGAACUUGAUUUGUAAAAUAUUUGGAUUAGACUCGACUCUAAUCGAAUUAAGUUUGAAUAUGAAUUGAGCCAAAGUCGAAUGUCACUGUGUUCCAUGCGAGUAGCUUGUAAACUCAAUCGAGCUUAAUAAAUCUGAGUUUUAAGUUCAAAUUUUUGAAGUGACUUUGAGUUUCAGAUUCUACUUUCAGUUUUGUUCAAUUUGAAUUAUUUUUAGACCAUCAUAUAUACCCCCCAAAACCGAACCAAACCCCUUACUCCUUGCUCGUGUUCUCUCUCACACUCAUAGCACAGCAAUGGACUCUUACACUCCUCUGCUCGAAAAGACCCGGGUACCACAACCGUCGAUUCAAAAAUUCGCGGUAAUUUCAAUAUUCUCGAAGCUCCGGUCCGCCCCGAAAUAUCUGGACCCGGACUCUGAUCCUGGAAGAGAUGCAAUCUCUCAGUGUCUCCAUUCCUCAUCUCCUGCCGUCGUCGAUCAAACGGUUCGGGAGCUAUGUCGCCUCGUCUCCGACUCUACAUUAGAUAUAUCUCGCGGGUUAUUGGAGCUCCAGUCCGCACUCGAAGGCACAGACGAGAAGUUUGUUAGUUUAUUUGUUAAAGGACUCGGAUUUCUUAUUCGGGUCGGCUUUAAUAGGAACCAUGGGUCGUGGCGGUUUGGUUCCCCGGAAAAUCACCCGUUUGUUAGAAUAUUAUUGUGCAGAACUGAGGUUCAGACUGAAUUGGUACAGCAAGUUUUACUGUUUAUGGCAAAGAAUAUGCGGCUGGGAAUGGUGAAAGUUUGUGAAUUCUUGAAGCCCUUGGCAGUUUUUUCAAUUCUAAGUAUACCCUUUUCGAACUCUACAUCCUCUUUGUUUGCAAGACAGUUAAUACCAUCAAUGGCAUCAUUUUGUUGUUCUCUCCCUGAAGAGGCAUUGCCUGUUCUUAAGCUGCUGAUGGGCUGCCUUAAGUAUUUACCACACAAGAACUCAGAUGAACUUAGGGACUGUUACUAUUUCUUGGAAUGUGUUGUUGAUGCGUAUACGGUGGUUCUAAGAUCCCUGGUUCAAACUGGUUUGCUGGUUACCAAGGCUCAACUGUUUGGUGUGGAACUGUCAGAGACUAUUCUUUCUCUAUUAACGCAUGUUCAUGGGCGUUCUGGUGGUGCUGAGCCAAUUGUUGAACUAGUGAAGCGAUUGAUUGUCAUUCAAAAAGAUCUUAGUUUGUGUUAUAUACCUGAAUUAUCAUCAGUAAUUCUGUCCUCAUUUGCUAUUCUUAUUCAAUCUGAGCUUGAACACGAACAACUCUCUUUGUUAAAACUUGUCAUCUUCCUCGUAAAGUGGAAAGGUGAAAAUGAAUGUGCAUUUGAUAGAGCCACAUGUGCAUUGAGUGAAGAGGUCUUGUUCACGUUCCCUGUCAUCAAUCUCAUGUCCUCAACGUCCAGAUCUAUGAAAGGAGCAGCAGCUGAUUUGCUUAUCAUGUUAGAAAAACUUCUAGUGAAACUGUUCAGAGCAUCAAGGAUUGAACUAGUUACAGAAGGACAGUUUCCAUCUAUCAGCUCACCUGGGUCUAUUGUCUAUAGAUUGUUGCAGCAGCUCUGGUUUCAGGACCAAUUUUCACCGUCAACUUCCUUCUUUGUAAAUUUUGCUUCUAGUGAUGACAAAGGAAUGCAUGAUCAAGCGAAGUUUUGGGCUUCUCAAUUAAGAGAAUACUCUAUGCGGAUCAUUGACAGACGAAAAUCAUCAUUUCCAGUCUCCCAGACUGAAGAAACUUUUUUAACGGAAAUUCCCCGAUUGCUCAGUGCAAUUACUGGGGUUUUGGUGAUGCAUCAGUCACUCGGGUACAUUGCUGUAGAUUUGUUGGCUACUAUUGGCAUCAUGGAUCCUAAGCAGGGAGUUCCAUUGUUACUAGCCGUUCUAUUUUACAGUAACAUUUUCACCAGAAACGAUGCUAAAAACCAAGAAAUAUUGCCAAAACUGCUGUCAAUGCUUCCAUCACUGGCUUCACAUUUUGUGAUGAUACCGCUUGUAAUUCAGACUAUUCUGCCAAUGCUUCAAAAGGAUGGAAAACGAGUGCUGUAUGCCACAGGUGCUCGUUUGCUUUGUCAGACCUGGGCAAUUAAUGACCGUGCAUUUAGCAGUCUGCAGGCAGUUUUACUUCCAGAGGGGUUCACUGAAUUCAAGUCUGAGAGAACUAUCUGUAUAGGUCUGGCUACUUCCAUCCGAGAUGUUUGCAGAAAAAAUCCCGAUAGGGGUGUGGACAUUAUCUUGUCUGUUUCGGCUUGCAUUGAGAGCCAAGAUCCUAUUAUUCGAUCUUUUGGUUUACAAAGCCUGGCCUAUCUUUGUGAAGCUGAUGUCAUUGAUUUUUACACUGCCUGGGAUGUUAUUGCGAAGUAUGUGCUAGGCUACUCCUCGGACCCAGUUCUUGCACAAAGCAUAUGCAUGCUUUUGAGAUGGGGUGCAAUGGAUGCUGAAGCAUACCCAGAAGCUUCAAGGAAUGUUUUGCAAAUUCUGUGGCAUGUUGGUGCUUCCAAGCAUGGUAAUGACGUGGUGCAAUGGGCAAAGGCAAGGGCCUAUGCGUUUCAGGCCUUGUCCCAAUAUGAAGUCUCACAUUUAGAAAAAGGAAUUCUGGAUUUCAAGAGAAAGAACACAGAUUUGCUUCUGUCUGAGACGGAUAAUGAUGUACUCAAGGCGAUGGAAGGAUUUCAAGUCAAGAUCAUAACACAUGAACACAUGAAUAGACGAAGAUUGGCGAAGGAGAAAAAGACCACAGGAAGCAAGAUUGAGAAAUUGCUGGAUGUAUUGCCUCAGGUUCUCUUCCCUUCAGGAAAGAAAAAUAAUGCUGGGCAGUCACCUGGUGCAGCCCUGUUAUGCCUUUCCUUUACCCCUAACAGCCUAGGGAUCUUGAGAGGACCUCCAGAUAUCCAUGCUGCAUAUGAGAAUGCACUAGUGGAAAUAGCUUCUUCUCUUCAUCUCUCAAGAAAUAUUUUUGUUGCUCUUCUUUCUUUCCAAUCAUGGAAAUCCUUCAUGCGACGUUGGAUGAGAGCUAAUAUCUUAGUGCUUGAUGCAAAAGCAGCAGCUGGCACAUUAGAUAAAACUUCUAAAGCUGCUAACAAAAUCCUCAAGGGUAUGAUGCGGCUUGCUGAAGAAUCUAUCCCGAGAUCUGCUGAAAAUAUUGCACUAGCUGUUGGUGCACUCUGUUUGGUAUUGCCUCCGUCUGCUCAUACUAUUAAAUCAACUGCUUCGAAGUUUCUGUUAAAUUGGUUGUUCCAGGAUGAACAUGAACACCGCCAAUGGUCAGCUGCUAUAUCUCUUGGAUUCAUCUCAAGUUGCUUGCAUAUAACUGAUCACAAGCAGAAAUUUCAAAAUAUCACUGGACUUCUUAAGGUUUUGUGUAGCAGCAAAAGCACCCUUGUCAAAGGGGCAUGUGGAGUGGGCUUAGGCUGCUCAUGCCAAGAUCUCCUUACCAGGGUUGAAGCUGUUGAUAACAUUGACUUGGAAAGAGAAACAUACAAGAUCCAGGAGGUUGAAUUACUGGGGAAGAUAGUUAGGACGUUACUUCUGAUGACAAGUCAGCUCAGUCAAGCUUCAGAUGACAUUCUAAAAGGUCUGUCUGUAUAUUUUCCUCAGGGCACUGAUGAUUCCGAAAUCAGUAUGACUUCUGAACUGUUGCUUGAGAAGUGUGAUGACUUGGAGGAAGAUAUCUGGGGUGUUGCUGGUAUUGUCAUUGGCUUGGGGAACUCUAUUGGUGCAAUGUACAGAGUUGGGGCACAUGAUUCCAUGCUUAAAGUAAAAGACUUGAUUAUAUCGUGGAUUCCACAUGUGGACUCUUUAGCAAUUAACUCUGAUUUUUCCAAUGAAGGAGUAGACAAAGUUUUAUCAGUAGGUUCAUGUCUUGUACUUCCUAUCAUUGUGGCUUUCUGCCGGAGAGUGGAAAUGAUGGAUGAUAAUGAGCUGGAUCGUCUAGUCAAUGUCUAUAUUGAUCUCAUAUCUGAGUUAGUUUCUGUGAAAAAGUCUGGCACUUUUCAUCAGAGUUUAUUGACGGCAUCAUGCAUCGGAGCAGGAAACCUUCUUGCCUGCAUUUUGAAUGAAGCUGUACACCCCAUUGAAUUCGAGCAUAUAAAGGAUUUACUGGAUUUGUUCAGAAAAUGCUACUCUAAUCCUUACCCUGCAUUUGUCCAUUUGGGUGGGAUGCUUGGGGUAGUUAAUGCUAUGGGAGCCAGUGCAGGAAUUUUGUUUCAUGGCCAUCGUUUCUCAUCUUCAGUGAAGACUGGUUACGAACAGAAGGAAUCUUCUUAUAUUUUGGGUCCUUUACUUUCAAGCCCUAAUUGUGAAUCACAUUUGACGACAUUAAUUCAAGAAAUAUUUCUUGUUGCCCAAAAUUCUGGUGAUCUUCAAAUGAAACAAAAUGCAUCUUGGGCAGUUUCAUUUCUCCGAAAUCUUUUGUGGUCCAAGGAACUUCCAUAUGUCAAUAAUAAUGUUCAAACUGGUGGUGCAGAAUCCAAAAUGGUCUCUCACAAUUUUUCUGAGGACAGUUUAGUUAUGAAGCUAUCUUUGUGGCUAAAUCAUCUGAAUUAUUCUUUGGGAGGUAAAAUGGCACCUGUUGGCACAGUGGCAACUGUUUUAAGAUGCCUUUCAGCAGCUCCCAGAUUACCAACCAUGGAUUGGGGAUCAAUAAUUAGACGCUGUAUGAGAUUCGAGGCUCAGGUUUCCGAGUCCUUGACAUUGGAUUUAGCUCUUAAGAGGGAAAAUCUUAGAGAGGAAUGUGUUCAAUUCGCAAUUGCUCAUGCACACCAAUGUGAUCCCCUCCUGACUUUCCUCGAUGAACUAUCUGAUCUGUCUAGGUUCAGGACUUUGGAGCUGAAUCUGCAGUCAUGUCUGCUAGCACAUCUGGCUGGCCUGACAAAGAUAUUCUCAGGUUCCAGGCUAGAGAAAUUAUUUGAUGAUAUUGCUGAGUUCUUUUCUUCAAAUUCUUCACACCAAGUGCAUAACUCUGAUCAGAAAAGCACCUUGAGGAUGUCAUGCUGGAAGGGUCUCUACCAGUGCCUAGAUGAAGCUUCCCUCAGCUCUUUAGAGUACAUGCCAAAUGUUGAGAAGUGCAUGGAAGUAAUGUUCUAUUUGUUGCCAGCAUCAGAAUCAACUGCCAUCCUCGGAUCAGAUCUAGUAAACCCUGUAAAAGAGUGGCAUGAGGUAGUUAAAUGCUUAGCAAAGGUUCGAAGAGAUUGGUUGUUGAAUUUCCUGCAGGUUCCAUUGUUAAAUCUAGUAGAAGGAGAUGUACAGUUGGAUGAAAUCCUAAAGAAGAUAGUUGCAAAAGCCAAGUUAGUAAGGAUUGGUAUCAUCCCGUUCACUGAGCUUGGAAGACUUAAAGCUUGUAUAUUGAACUCUAAAUCACAUGGUAUUUGGAAUGUGCUUGUUGAAGUUGUAGCAGCUUUGCAAUAUGCUGAGGGAAGUAUCAAAAGACAGUGGCUUCUUGAUGCAGUGGAAGUCAGCUGUGUAUCCAGUUAUCCUUCUACGGCACUUCAAUUUCUUGGUCUUCUAUCUGGAAGCUGCUGCAAAUACAUGCCUCUUUUGACUCUCGACAGAUUAACUGUAUUAAGUGAUCUACCGGUUACUCUUACCUCCCUUUUGAUGGAACCCAGUUGGGAAGUUGUUGCAGAAUCCGUAGUUUCUUAUCUGUAUGCAUCAACAGAACGCAUAUACGGCUGGGUUACCAACACGGUGUUUCUUGAUGGCUCUACUAGUGUGCCACCUGUCGACGAGAGUGAAAACAACUUGGUCACUUUUAUUUUGCAUACGAUGCAUCACACUUGUUUAUCUUUGAAAGAGUAUUUACCGCUGGAGAAGCAACUUAGGCUUGCUAGCAUGGUGAUCCAGUGAGGCUUGUGCAUAACUUACGCGAAACAAAUAUAAGAGAGUUACAAUAGCAGAGUUUUGCUUCUGCCUGAAACUCGAAACCAUGGAGCCUGUAACUUCUGUUGUAUAAUUUGUUCAUAUAUUUAUGUAUUCACAGAUCUUUUUCUUUUCCUUUGUUAGAUCAUGUAACGUUCAGUUGAUUUGUUCUUAACAUAUAAUUAUUGGAAUGGUAGAAUGUUCUUUAGUGAUA
This is a messenger RNA of Ricinus communis (castor bean), 6104 nucleotides long. Its product is annotated as protein RST1. The coding region runs from base 320 to 5878 and encodes 1852 amino acids. The record is from RefSeq and is a predicted model, not a curated record. Lineage: Eukaryota; Viridiplantae; Streptophyta; Magnoliopsida; Malpighiales; Euphorbiaceae. The transcript has 25 exons. Gene Ontology annotation, biological process: regulation of post-transcriptional gene silencing.